This is a messenger RNA of Rhincodon typus (whale shark), 3801 nucleotides long. RefSeq names its product growth arrest-specific 7b (gene gas7b). The record is from RefSeq and is a predicted model, not a curated record. Gene Ontology annotation, cellular component: cytoplasm; actin filament; plasma membrane. Bases 280 to 1704 code for a protein of 474 amino acids. The transcript has 14 exons. Lineage: Eukaryota; Metazoa; Chordata; Chondrichthyes; Orectolobiformes; Rhincodontidae. Gene Ontology annotation, biological process: neuron projection morphogenesis; actin filament polymerization. Gene Ontology annotation, molecular function: actin filament binding.
CAAACGCCAGCAGCGAGGAAAUAUCAGAACUGCAGCACUUUUCCUUCUCUCUCCCUCUGUCUGUCUCUCCCUCCUUGUGAAUCUUAUCCGUCCCCUCUCGUGGUGAUCUCAGCACUGAGUCAUACCGUGAGUUGGAGGAAACAAUGAUGGACUCCUGAGCCUAGCAUCAAACCCAGCGCGGGGAGAGAGGUCAGAGGAUUGAACAGAGGAAAGGCUUCGAGCUUUUCAGCGAGAGCUUACAGCGCUCACACAUAAAACACCAAAACCAAGGAGUCUGCUAUGGCCGGAGUUCUGUGCAAAACUUUGUACGCGUUUACCGGUGACCAACAUCAGCAAGGGCUGAAGUUCGAGGCUGGGGAGAUCAUCAAGGUUUUACAGGUGCUGAACGGCGGAUGGUGGGAAGGAGAGAAGGAUGGGACCAGGGGUUGGUUCCCUGCAAGUUAUGUGGAAAUUCUAGAGAAACCUACGUCAGUAAGUCCACAGACAAUUGAGGAAAUGGCUUAUGCUCCUCUGCCGCAGGGCUGGCAGUGUUACAUGUCUCCUCAGGGUCGGAAGUACUAUGUCAAUACUUACACAAAUGAGACAACCUGGGAAAGGCCAACGAGUGCUCCAGGAACACCAAAGAGUCCAAUAUCACAGAUGAAUUCCCUGCCUACAGUGAAUGGCUUUCACUCGUCAGGGAGUCUGUCACACCAUUCGGAGACCUCGCACAUGGCUUUGAGAAAGACUAGCAGUGAUCCACAGAGUCCAGGCGUUGGGUCACCCACCCGAAGACAGAAUAAAGAAAGCACCAUUACGAUAAAUUGCGUCACAUUCCCACAUCCAGACACAAUGCCUGAACAGCAGCUGCUCAAACGAGAUGAUUGGAGCUACUGUGACUAUUUCUGGGCAGACAAAAAGGACUCCCAGAGCAAUAGCACAAUUGCUGGAUUUGAUAUUAUCCUUGUGAAACAGCUCAAGGGCAAACAAAUGCAGAAAGAAAUGGCCGAAUUUAUUCGGGAAAGGAUUAAAAUUGAAGAGGACUAUGCCAAAAACCUAGCAAAGCUCUCCCAGAGUCCACUGGCAGGUCUAGAGGAAGGCACCUUGGGAGAGUCUUGGACACAAGUGAAGAAAAGUUUGGCAGAUGAGGCUGAGGUUCAUCUGAAAUUUUCGUCAAAGCUGCAGAGUGAAGUGGAGAAACCUCUGUUGUCAUUUCGAGAGAACUUCAAGAAGGAUAUGAAGAAGUUUGACCAUCAUAUAUCUGACCUGCGCAAACAACUUAGUGCUCGUUAUGCAGCAGUGGAGAAGGCUCGAAAAGCUUUGGCGGAGAGGCAAAAGGAUCUGGAAUUCAAAACUCAACAACUGGAGAAUAAAUCCACUUACAAAACAGAGGAAGAUAUCAAGAAAGCCAGGCGGAAAUCAACACAAGCAGGUGAUGACCUGACCCGCUGUGUAGAUCUCUACAAUCAAACCCAAUCAAAAUGGUUUGAGGAGAUGGUCACAACAACUCUGGAGCUCGAGAGGCUGGAGGUUGAAAGGAUUGAAAUGAUUCGGCAGCACCUCUGUCAGUACACACAGCUUCGCCAUGAGACUGACAUGUUCAACCAAAGUACCAUUGAACCAGUGGACAAGCUACUUCGGAAGGUCGACCCCAACAGUGAUCGAGAAUUAUGGGUAAAAGAGCACAAGACGGGCCACAUCCGGCCUGUGGACAUGGAAUUAUAAGAGAACGAGCCCAUAGAGGGCUAUAGUUACAUUUCCCCCUCACAGGCAUUGACUGAGCAGUUAGAUUUUGCUGGUCUUCAAAUGAAUGGAUUGAGUCGAGGAUACGAAGUGCAAUGGAAGUUACAAGUACAAGCUCAUAACCCAGUGCCUUUUGUCUUCAUGGAACAAAAAAAAAAGUUUAAAUAUUUAGCCAUCUGUGUCAACUUUAAUAAGCAGUUUGUUUUCUUUGUGCUAAUAGGAGUUUUCUUGCAAAUCAAACUGCCUAUUCACCAGCAAUGGUGGAAAAGCUUUCUUUUGCAUGCUAAGCAUGUAUAUAUACACAAGAGUGCUUUGCUGUUGGUGAUUCCACCUUCUCCGUCCCCCACACUCCUUACAUUCCAACAUAUAGUGCAAUGUGGUUGUUCUUUGAUCAAAAUGGGAACUUUCACUUGAAAACCAGUUUAACUUUGGUUAGAGUUCCAAUCUUUUAUUUCUCCUGAAUUUCACCUCACCAUACAAGUUAGCCAGAGACCGUGCUUAGUAGCUGACCACAUUAAGGGUAGUCACAGACUAAUCUGAGUACAAAGGAUGCAGGGAGGUUGUAAUAACUUGCAAAAUUGAUGAUCUAGUACAUUUUAAUGAAAGGCUAUGAAGUUUGGUGAGUGUGUGCAGUGCGUCAUGAACUAGUUAUUGCUCCUUGGAAAAUUGUGAAUAUAAAAAAAAAUCACCAAAUGUUCAAAGAGAUUGGAAUUCUGUGCAUGAGUUUUAAUUCUGAUUUGAGUGAGUUCAAGUCAGGCCUUCUAGUUCCAGAUCUCUCUGAAGUCCAUUUUUACAGGGACCCUGGCUGAGGUAAAAGCUCCAAAUUGAAUUCACAAUGGCAGGACUCUGACAGGUCGAGUACUGAAGGUUCAAAUUAAUCUACUGCAGAAAGAUAACUUGCAUUCCCUACUGCCUUGGUUGGAGUUUGUUACCACAGUGAUUGCUCCUUUUUACUCUGUGGAUGAUUGGAUAGUUUAUCACACGCUUUCUGUAGCUCUUUCCAAAUCAUUUCACCUUACACUUGAGAAAAGUGUACAACCUGGGAAAUGCCACAGAGGGGUCUUUCAUUUACACUCAAUUCACUUCUCUUGAACAAUCUUCCAGUCAGACUUGUUCAGUUUCUCUGUGGGUAACAAUAUCUCAAAUAAGUAACGUUCACUAAUCAAUGUUUUGAGGAAAAUUUCUGCUGCAACUAUCUUUGGUUAGUACAAUUUUAAUUAUCUGGUGGCUUUCUCACCCUUUGCCUGAGAAGGGAUGUGUUGAUAGAAGAGUUUAGAGCAUGGAGAUGUUCCUUUGUCCUUUGGAAACGUAGAUUACACUAACAAAGGUGUACUCCGGCUUCCAAAGGAUAGAGCAGAUUUCCAGAAGGAAAUGUUACAUUGCGCUGCUUCCAAACUUGCUGAUGCCAAUCAGUUAAAGUAGCAGGCUGGUAGACAGGUGAGUGUAUUCCGAGUGCCCUCGUUCAAUGAGUAUGCAACUUUGUACCCAUUAUUGUUUGUUGGCUUCUGAGGACACAGCACUGCUGCUAUUCUGUGCUUUUCUUUAAAUAAUGAAAACAUCAUUUAAAAAUAAUACACAAUUAACAGUUUACAGGAAAAUUUACUUUGGAGCAUUUUGUCAAUGUAUAUUGGGGGUUGGUAUUAACAUUCACAACUUUAAUAAACAGAAUUGCUAUUUGCAUAGCUUUACCCUUUGGGUUUCAUGAUCCAGUGGUAUUGUUACUGUGGCACAGAUAUUCUGUAUAUAAUUGAAAUUCUACGAGGUACUGUAUAACAGGGGUUUCAUAGUUUUCCAUAAAACAGCAAUCAUUGACGAUGAGGCUUACGAUCCAAGAAGUUUUCAUGUGUAAGUACCCCAAAAUGAAUUUGACCAAGCUGUAUUUACAGCAAUAUAAUGGUUCCUAUUUAACACUGUGUAUGUUGCUUUGAAUAUUGUGCAAGUUGUGAUACAUGUUCUAUCUAGUUAAAUUGAUAGUUAUUAAAACAUUCACAUCAUAAAAGCAACUUUUUUCAUUGAAAGGCUAUAGCUGCUAAAACCUGAAUGUUUUCCAUAUAAUAAAUGACAUCUUGUUGAAACAUU